Messenger RNA from Podarcis raffonei (Aeolian wall lizard), 3772 nucleotides. It is a transcript of the gene PGM2L1, whose product is annotated as phosphoglucomutase 2 like 1. Bases 649 to 2517 code for a protein of 622 amino acids. NCBI's taxonomy places the organism in Eukaryota, Metazoa, Chordata, Lepidosauria, Squamata, Lacertidae. The transcript has 14 exons. Gene Ontology annotation, biological process: carbohydrate metabolic process. Gene Ontology annotation, molecular function: intramolecular phosphotransferase activity; glucose-1,6-bisphosphate synthase activity. The record is from RefSeq and is a predicted model, not a curated record.
CUCAGUGCGCGCGCCUUGGAAGUUCGCGAGCGCGCUCGCUUGCGCGCGCAGCUCCUCUGAGGGGAAACUUGAAGGGGGCGGGGAGCACCUUCUCCGUGAGGGAAAAGUGAGGGGAAGGUCUCCCGCCCUGUGAGGGAAGGGGCUUCUUUUUGCCUGAAAAGGGGGGCGUGAGGGGGAGGGGUGCCCUUUUUCGACAAAAAACCCCCCCACCCCAAAUAUUUGCCGCCUCCCCACUCCCGGCGAAUUCUCUCUGUGCGUGAGAGGAGGGGCUUCCCCCACCCCAAAACCGACUGAGGGCUUAUGGGGGGAGAUUGACAGGCCCCUCCUCCCUUCCACGCCCCCCCGACCAAUUUUGGACCAGCCCCUCCCCCCCCCGCCGGGUGGGGGCAGUGAGCGCCUCCAUGCCCUUGGCUGGGCUGCUGGGCGGUCUCCGUGCCAGCGGCAGCCCCGCCCACCCGGCCGGCCAGCAGGUGGGGUGGGGGCGUGGGAGGGGGCGGGGGUGAGCCUUUGCACACGCAUACACACACACACACACACACACGCGUGUGCCUGCGAGAUCGGCGCCCGUCUGCACGCUCGCCCCUCGCUGCAUCGCCCGAAGUGCUGCUGCUGCUGCUGCUGGCGCCCACCGGGACCCCUGGGGAGGCGAUGGGGGACCACCGAGAGGCCGGCGACGUCAACUCGAACCUGCUCAUCACCUUCAGCACGGGGGACCUGCAGCUGGACAAGGCCAUCUGGCAGUGGCUGACCUGGGACAAGAAUCCGAAAACGAAAGAGCAAAUUGAAAACUUGCUACGAAAUGGGAAGAAUAAGGAGCUGCGGGACCGUCUAUGCCGUCGGCUUACCUUUGGAACUGCCGGGCUCCGCUCUGCUAUGGGGGCCGGCUUUUGCUACAUCAAUGAUCUUACUGUGAUCCAGUCAACACAGGGGAUGUACAAAUACCUUGAGAAAUCGUUUCCAGACUUCAAGCAACGUGGUUUUGUUGUUGGAUAUGACACGCGAGGCCAGAUAACCAGCAGUUGCAGCAGCUUAAGACUUGCAAAGCUCACAGCAGCAGUCCUGCUUGCUAAGGGUGUACCUGUCUAUCUGUUCUCAAGAUAUGUUCCCACUCCUUUUGUGCCCUACGCAGUUCAGCAGCUCAGAGCUGUAGCUGGGGUGAUGAUUACUGCUUCCCAUAACCGUAAGGAAGACAAUGGCUACAAGGUAUACUGGGAAAAUGGCGCUCAGAUCACAUCUCCUCAUGACAAAGAAAUCCUGAAGUGUAUAGAAGAAUGUGUUGAGCCGUGGAACGACUCGUGGAAUGAGAAUCUGGUAGAAAGCAGCCCUCUUACGCGAGAUCCCUUGAAGGAAAUCUGUACAAGCUACAUGGAGGACCUGAAAAAGAUCUGUUACCAUAGGGAGCUGAACACAAAGAGCAGCUUGAAAUUUGUUCACACGUCCUUUCAUGGGGUUGGGCACGACUACGUGCAGUUGGCUUUUCAGGCGUUUGGCUUUCAGCCUCCCAUUCCAGUUCCUGAACAAAAAGACCCAGAUCCAGAUUUCUCCACUGUAAAAUGUCCGAAUCCUGAAGAAGGAGAAUCUGUGCUAGAAUUGUCUUUGAGGCUUGCGGAGAAGGAAGGUGCCAGGGUGGUGGUGGCAACUGACCCUGAUGCAGACAGAUUAGCUGUGGCAGAACUGCAGAAGAAUGGCCGCUGGAAAGUCUUCACCGGCAAUGAGCUGGCAGCGUUGUUUGGGUGGUGGAUGUUUACAUGUUGGAAGGAGAAUUGUUCCAAAGAUGCCGACGUCAAGAAUGUUUACAUGCUGGCCACCACGGUCUCCUCUAAGAUCCUGAAGGCCAUCGCGCAAAAAGAAGGAUUUCACUUUGAAGAUACACUCCCAGGCUUCAAAUCGAUUGGCAGCAGAGUUAAAAACCUCCUGGACAGCGGCAAAGAAGUCCUUUUUGCCUUUGAAGAGUCCAUUGGCUUCAUGUGUGGCACUUCCGUGCUGGACAAAGAUGGCGUCAGCGCAGCUGUGGUGAUUGCAGAAAUGGCUGCUUAUCUAGAUACCAAGAGCCAAAUGCUGGCAUCCCAACUAACAGAAAUAUAUAAAAUGUAUGGCUACCACAUUUCAAAAACCUCGUAUUUCCUGUGUUAUGAUCCUCCUACUAUCAAAAGGAUAUUUGAAAGACUCCGAAACUUUACAUCGCCUAAUUCUUACCCAGCAGUUUGUGGCACUUUCAGUAUAUUGGACAUCCGGGAUGUGACCACUGGGUAUGACAGCAGCCAGCCAAAUAAGAAGUCGGUACUGCCUGUGAGUAAAAACAGUCAGAUGAUCACCUUCACCUUUCAGAAUGGCUGUGUUGCCACCCUUCGGACAAGUGGAACUGAACCAAAGAUAAAAUAUUAUGCAGAGAUGUGUGCACCACCGGAACAGAGCGACACGGUCUUCCUGGAAGAGGAUCUACAGAACCUCAUUGAUGCCCUGAUUGAGAAUUUUCUGGAGCCUAGUAAGAAUGGACUAAUCUGGCGUUCGGUGUAGCCUUCCUCCUGCUGCUGCUGCUGCCAUUGGCUGUGAUAGCAGUCACUCCAUGCACUGCGUAAUGUGGAACAAAGGAACCAAGAUGAUAACUCCUGUUUGCAUUUAUAUAUAUACAAUAUAUAUAUAUAUAUGAAUGCCUCUGUGUGUGUGUGUUUUAUAUAUAGAUAUAUAUGUUCCUUAGCCAGCAUAUUUAUAUGGAAGCAGUAUCAUUUUGUCAGCUUUCUUUCCAAAAUGAGAAGCAGAUUACCACACAGCUUUGGGCUUCCACAUGGAUCCAUCAAGCCAAAAGGAAAGGACUGAGCAGUUUCUGGCAAAUUUGCCAGGAGUGAUUGGUGAAAGGGACUUCCUCUACCGCCGCACCUCAAAAACGAAAUAAAUGCAAACCUGGAGGCUUUCCUGGCUGCCGCCUUGUAAUAAACCAGUGUUGGGUAUCUGAAGUCUUCAACUUGCUCAGUCCCUUGGCAGCUGGCCUGGAUGAUCAUAUUGGACUGGCAGAAUGGUCCUGCUUCCUUGUAGCUGUUUUGAGUGUAGGUAUCUUUACUGUACUGUUGAGUCUUACCUUUUUUAAAAAAAUCAGUCUGUUCAGUAGAAUUCAGUACUUAGGGUUUUCUAGUGCAGAAGUUGUUUAGAAGUCAUAAAGGUUCCAGCUCUUUAAAUCUCUUCUUUUGAAAGGUGCUCUUUGUGCAUUGUAUUCUUAUCUGUCUGUGUAUUUGCUGAAGUUUACUCGACAGUUAAGCAGUAGUGGCAAGCUAUAUCAUAUGAGGUGUAGCUAUCUAGCCCUGGGGCCAAAGCAGGUAUGAUGGACCACCUCAUUCCUCUUUUGGCCCUCGGACUGCCUACUGGGCUUCUUGGAAGUUAGGAAGCAAGACAGAAUGCAGACCUCUUGGCUCAAGGGGAUACAAAAUUGAUCAUUGCUGUGCCUGCUUUGCCUUCACCUGCCACCAUUAGAAAUCCUUCUAGUCUAGACAUACCAGCUUUGCCCCUGCCACUAUUUUAAAGUCACAGUAUCUUUAAAAUAAACAACCUACAUCAAAUAAAGCAAUAUUCAAUAAUCCAUCCAAAUCUAAGAGUAAACAGUAAAGCAUCAGCGAAUAAUAACUAAGCAGUUUGCACCUAUCAGUUACAACAAAGAAUUACUAAUCUAUAAUCAAUAAAGAUAACACCAAAUCGCAAUGCGUAAAAUACCACAAAACCUACAAAACCAUGUAAAAGGGUCAAAUGGAGAAACAGUCACACACAACUAAUAAUUAUUAUU